AUGGAACCUGGUAGAUCUUUUCUAAAUAAACAGCUUGAGAGGCUUGAGUGCCACUUCACCUGGAACCUGGACAAUAGCCCUACCAAACUUGAUCAACUGUGGGAACAUCUGGAGGAGAAAAUUCAGGAGGAAUGCAGUUGGCUGGGACAUCUUUAUAACCUGCUGGGCUAUGUCCACCAUGCUCGCGGUUAUACUAAGGAAGCCCUGUCUUACCUAAAGAGAGCUGAAGGGAUGAUCCGGGAGCAGGGACCAACAGAGCUCUACUCCAGGCUCCUUGUGAACCAAACAAACCUGGCCUGGGUGCACUACUGCCGAGGAGAGUUAACUGAGAGCCAAACUUACCUGGAAAAAGUGCAGAAGCUUCAACAGGCAUCACCCCCUCCACCUGAAUGCAACCUACACCCGGAAGUAAGCGGAGAGAAGGGCUGGACUCUAGUUAAGUUUGGCAAGAGUUAUAGGCACAGAGCCAUAGAGUGUUUUGAAAUGGCUCUAAAGGGAGAACCAGAGAGGAAAGAGUGGCACAAAGGGCUUGCCAUAGCCAUGAGUGGGGCUUAUCUGAAAUCAGAGAUUACUCCAGAGUUGCAGACCAAAAUUUUAGAACAGAUUAAAAAGGCAAGAGACAAAAAUCCAGAUUGUUUGUACAUGGUGUCUCUUUACUUAGUCAAGUUACCCCUUUGCCAGAGUAGCGUGCCAGAGGCAAUUGUGAAAGAAGCUCUGAGUCUUGUAGACAGAAUGAGCAUAAACUGGGAAGGUCUUAGCAACAUCCUGGAAUUUCUGCGGAGAAAAGUAUCUCUGGACUCAGCUCUAGAUGUGGCACAAAGGGCUCUAAAAAAGUUCCCACAGUCAAGUGGUGUUAAAAAGCAGGUAGCAAUUUGUUACAAAUGGAAAAUUUUCUCUAUAAAGGAAAAUAGCACAAAGAAACAGAAUUUGAUUAGUAAAGCCGUUGACUUUUACGAGGAGGUCAUCGGGUCUUACCCUCAUUACCUAAGGGGAAAACUGGAUCUUGCAACAAUGUACAGUCUUUCAGGCAAUGAACAGAGAGCAGAUCAAAUAUACAGCGAUCUCUUCCUGAAGACAGAUAGUCUAGAACCUAGAGCAUUACAACUUCUAUACAGUCGUUAUGGCUCCCAUCUGAAUUGGCUCAAACGGUCAAGUGAUGAAUCUAUUGACUAUCACAAAAAAGCAGCAGAAAUUCCAGCUUUGUCGGAGGACAGGGAAAACAGCAUCAGAAUUUUAAAUUCUAUCGUUCAGCGGGGCCAACAUCACAAAUGUGAAGAAAUUAGGAAUUUUCUUGAGAACUUGAGGGCCCAUGAAGACAACAAAUUAACCUCACAGUAA
Messenger RNA from Chanos chanos (milkfish), 1338 nucleotides. RefSeq names its product interferon-induced protein with tetratricopeptide repeats 1-like. Gene Ontology annotation, molecular function: protein binding. The transcript is spliced from 2 exons. The record is from RefSeq and is a predicted model, not a curated record. NCBI's taxonomy places the organism in Eukaryota, Metazoa, Chordata, Actinopteri, Gonorynchiformes, Chanidae. Gene Ontology annotation, cellular component: cytosol. Bases 1 to 1338 code for a protein of 445 amino acids. Gene Ontology annotation, biological process: defense response to virus.